Molecule: messenger RNA, 2211 nt
Organism: Diachasma alloeum
Lineage: Eukaryota; Metazoa; Arthropoda; Insecta; Hymenoptera; Braconidae
Exons: 6
Coding region: 321-1031 (236 amino acids)
Source: RefSeq, a predicted model, not a curated record
GCCGGUUGUCCAUUGAGCAACGUGAUACACUUGCUGGCCCAUUACCAGAUUAUUUUCAUGAGCAGGCAGGACAUCGCAAGUCAAUCCGCCGGCUUUCACGAAAAUUGAACAAUUUUUUUAUUUAUUUUUCCGUUAAUUACUCCGUUUUUUUUCGCUAUCGCCCCAGGGAAUUUUGUGAAUAUUUGAAUUGAAAGUUAUCUUGAGACAUCAGUGAUAGUUUUGAGACUUUUUCCGAGAGAAGUGAGUGGCAGAUCUGAGGCGUCCAGCCAGUGAACCCAGCAGUUCAAUUAUCUUUUAGUAGAUUAGUAUUAAUUAAGAAAAUGAGAAACACAGCGGAGAAACAACUGUCCUGGUUCACCCUGCUACUGACGGCAUUCUACUCCUUGCUGGCUAGCUGUCGGGGAGAGGAGUGCGGCCAUGAGGAACUCGCCAGCUGUGCCAGACCACUCGGUAAAAUUACAAACAACAAUGAACUGGGUUUUGUCGCAACCAAGGAGGAGCUGACUGCACUCUGUCCGGACCUGGAAGCGGGCAUGAAGUGCAUCAAGAUGUACACACUGCGGUGCAUGGCAGGCAAUCAGAGGACGAAUUUCAAUAAUCUCUAUAAAGGCGUGAAUAUGGCGAUCAUUGAGCUCUGCCAGGAGGGACCCUAUCAAGAUGCAUUUCUCAAGCACGCACCAUGCAUGCAGACCGUCCAAGCAGACUACGAAAUGUGUUCCAAAAAAUACCAAAACACUGUACUAGCACUUGACAAGAAGAAUCAAACGAGGUCUAGUGAGCCAGUCAAGUCAAUAUGCUGUGCUUUCCAAGAGUAUCUCGACUGCUCGCAUCAUACUGUACGCAGGAAGUGUGGUGACGAAACAGCGGAAUUUACGAAAAAUUUUCUGGAUCUUAUGGCCAACUCUUUGAUCAAGAUGCACUGCGCCCGUUAUACCAACGGCGAGUGUGCAGCCUAUUCAGCAGCCCCAUACACCGCCAUCAAUGCAUCCCUCCUAUUGGUAGUUGGACUGAUGUCUCGAUACUUCACGUAAGAUCCUCAACUACCAAACAAAUCUGCGAAGUCAAGUAGCAAAAGUGCCUCUGCUUUCCGUCGUCCUCCAUCAGCACUGAAUCUCGACUCACUUGAAACAAAAACUCCAUUUGGAGGAGUCAAUCAGACUGACGAUCUCAAAGGAAGUACCAGAAUUUCUGUCCCAAAACAUCAAUGUUCUGUGACAGAACUAAUAGAAAAGUAUCACGAUGGCUGGUGUGCCAAUAAAUCAACGAAUGAAUGGAGAAAUGAGACAGAAUAAACGCCGGAUGAACGGUGCAAAUAGUUAAUUUUCUCAUUUCCAAGGAUUAGAUUGUGCGAAUUCAUUUUUAGCCUUAAGUUUGAUUCAACAUUGAACCGCUUGUGUGCUAUUCAUCAUCUAAAAAGUCGGAGAAAAUGGAGGAGUGAAAGAAUUCAAAAGAAGGGGGGGAAAACAAGAACAGGGGAAGAGAAAAGCCUGGCCAAUCGAGUCCUGGCAAACUUUUCUGUUCAUUAACUUGUCCUUCUAACUUCAUGUCUUCAUUGACUCUAUUCGUUCUUCUUCAUUUAUCUUGCACCCUCAAAGCGAAAACUUUUCCACGAAUUUCUCUCAUUUUAUUCAACGAGCUGUAAGCUUUCUUUAUCAUUUUACUUUUUCCUCGUCAUUUUUUUUUCCUCCUUCUUUUAUUUAGCUACCCCCAUUCUCAGUUUAUUUUUCACUGUAAGAAUAUUUCAGAGUUUUCCCUGCAUUUAGAGAUGUGUAUACCGUGUAUAAUAGUGAGAAACCAAGAGGAAUACUGGCAAGUACCACCUGUCAAGUAUAGUUGUUUUUUUUUUGUUCUUGUUAUCUUUAGAAACAAAUCGCAGUUUCUUCUAUUGAACGGUGUUUUUGUUUUUAGAGGUUAUUCUUAUGUUUCAUGUUCUCAUGUAUUUCUUGAGAAUCGGUGGAGGGAGGAGGGGAAAGGGUAUUGUAUAUCUAGAUGAGCUGAAUUUCGUCUUCUCGACCCCAUUUCUGUGUUCUGUUGUCUCUUCCAAUGAACAAUCAAUUCACUGUGUAAAUGUCCUCGAAAUUGUGUUGAGUUUAUUGCGCCUUUAUCACGGAUAGUUCACGAAUAUUAACAGUAUACUAUUAAUAAUUUUUGGCUGAAAUUGCCUGCUAUAGUUGCACGGAAAUUUCAGGGAAUUUCGUGAUUGAAAAUUCA